Plasmopara halstedii is the source of this 918-nucleotide messenger RNA. RefSeq names its product ribosome biogenesis brx1-like protein. Gene Ontology annotation, biological process: ribosomal large subunit assembly; rRNA processing. Gene Ontology annotation, cellular component: nucleolus. The transcript has 2 exons. Gene Ontology annotation, molecular function: rRNA binding. The record is from RefSeq and is a predicted model, not a curated record. Lineage: Eukaryota; Oomycota; Peronosporomycetes; Peronosporales; Peronosporaceae. The coding region runs from base 1 to 918 and encodes 305 amino acids.
AUGGCCAUGAUGAAGAGGAGACGCAAGGAUGAGACCAGCGUACAGGUGGACGCAGCUGACGAAGUUAAAAAACAGAAGAUAGAUACAUUAGGAGGCAGCAAGUAUACCAACAAGCAACGUGUGCUCGUAUUCUCAUCACGUGGCAUCACGACGCGGUACCGCCACUUGAUGGAUGAUUUUCGAAAGUUAUUGCCUCACCACAAGCGCGAGGUGAAGCUUGACGCCAAGGAUACACUGCACGUAGUAAAUGAGAUUGCGGAAAUCAAAGGAUGCAACACCACCAUCUUUCUAGAAGCUCGAAAACGCCAGGACCUUUACAUGUGGAUUAGCCGUGUCGGCACGGGCCCAAGCGUAAAGUUUUUGGUGCAAAACGUCCACACAAUGGAUGAGCUGAAAUUAACGGGCAAUGCUCUGUCCGGAUCGCGUCCGCUACUGACUUUUGACAAAGCUUUUGACGAAGCUCCACAUUUACAGGUGAUCAAGAAGCUUUUUACGCAGGUGUGGGGUACACCUAAGGCGCAUCCAAAGAGCAAGCCAUUUAUUGACCGCGUCAUGAGCUUUUACUAUGCGGAUGGUAAAGUCUGGGGCCGCAACUACCAGCUAGCAGAUGAUGCUGAUACAAAAAAGGUCGAGUCAGCCGCUCUCCACCGUGGCGAAGAUCUCAUUCAGCUUAUUGAGAUUGGCCCACGCUUUGUUAUCACACCCAUUCGUAUCUUUGAUGGAAGUUUUGGUGGCCAAACUUUGUACCAGAACGACCAAUACGUGUCGCCCAACGAAAAUCGUCGAGAUGCCAAAGCUGAUAAACGUGAUCGUUACGUGUCUCGCAAGAGUGCACAGGGUGAACGUAAGGAGCGUCAGCCUGAGCGCGAGAUGCCGGAGGACCAGUUUGCCGAUGUCUUCACCGGUAGUAAGCAGUGA